Molecule: messenger RNA, 3767 nt
Organism: Silurus meridionalis
Lineage: Eukaryota; Metazoa; Chordata; Actinopteri; Siluriformes; Siluridae
Gene: prss12
Product: serine protease 12
Exons: 13
Coding region: 128-2620 (830 amino acids)
Biological process (GO): proteolysis
Cellular component (GO): membrane
Molecular function (GO): serine-type endopeptidase activity
Source: RefSeq, a predicted model, not a curated record
UCUGUUCACGCUCGCUUCACGCGCUUCCACGAGUGCACCCCCUCCCCCUGACACACACACACACACACACACACGCACCCGCGCGCUUCCCUCGCUGGGUUCAAAGCAUGCUCGUGCCGCUCCGGUGAUGGAGGCGAGCGCGCGCUCCGGUUCCUCCGCGCGCCCGAAGCUCUUCUUCCUCGCGCCCCUCUUCCUCCUCCUGCUGCUGCGCGUGCCGCCGUCCUCCCCGCUCCUGAGCCCGUUCAGCGAGUGCGCGCGGGGCCGCGGCGGCGGCGCCUCGUACCGCGGCUCGGUGGACGUCACGGAGUCUGGCGCGCGGUGCAUGAACUGGACCGAGGUGAGCGACGUGACCGCACGACAUCCGGGCAAAGGGCUCGGCGUGCACAACUUCUGCCGCAACCCCGACGCCAGGAUCCGUCCCUGGUGCUUCUUCCGCAACGCGCGUGGACGCGUCGACUGGGGCUACUGCGACUGCAAACAAGGCUCUGUUCGCUUGACGGGUGGCAGGUCUAAGUUGGAUGGGACAGUAGAGGUGUAUAUUAAUGGUGCAUGGGGGACGAUCUGUAGCAAUGACUGGGACGACAGAGACGCUCAUGUGGUGUGUCGACAACUUGGGCAAGGGUAUAAAGCGCGAGCCCGUGUGAGCGCCCUCUCUAGGCUGCCUCUGGCUGUAGUGCACUGGAGGACGAUAGGGUGCAGUGGGGACGAAGCUGACUUACUGCAGUGCCCUCGAUCAGUUUGGAAUGGAGGAGAGUGCCAGAACCAACAGGCUGCUGCUGUCACCUGCACUCCAGUGGAGGCUGCGUCAUUUGUUCCAGUGCGUCUUUCCGGAGGAGCGAGUGUGUAUGAAGGCCGAGUGGAAGUGUAUCAUGCGGGGCAGUGGGGCACAGUGUGUGAUGACCAAUGGGACAGUAACGAUGCUGAGGUUGUGUGCAGACAGCUUGGCCUGGGUGGCACGGCGAAAGCCUGGGUCGGGGCAUAUUUCGGCGCUGGUGUGGGACGGGUGCUGCUGGACGAAGUGAGCUGUACAGGAAAUGAACUCUCUAUAGAGCAGUGCCAGAAGACAGCGUGGGGAGAACACAACUGUGAUCACAGCGAGGACGCCGGAGUCUCCUGCACACCGCUCACAGAUGGAACGGUGCGCUUGGUAGGUGGGGCUGGAGGUUUUGAGGGAAGGCUGGAGGUUCACUAUCAAGGCCGCUGGGGAACGGUAUGUGAUGACGGCUGGAUGAGCACCAACACCCAGGUCGUGUGCAGACAGCUGGGUUACAGAUCAGGCCAGAGUGUGAACCCGGAGCGUUUCGGCUUGCCGUCAGGGCCGAUAUUACUGGAUGAUGUGAGCUGUACAGGGAAAGAGCCGGCACUCACACACUGUGCGAAGAGAGAGUGGCUUCGACACGACUGCAAACACACCGAGGACGUGGCUUUAGUCUGCAGCACCCAGCGCAUCGGACAUGGAGUACCUACCAGUGUACCAGUUCGAUUGGUGGGCGGGGAGAACGAGAGAGAAGGGCGUGUCGAGAUUCUAGUGGCCGGCCAAUGGGGGACGAUCUGCGAUGACGGAUGGACAGAUGAAGAUGCGGAGGUGGUGUGUAGACAGCUGGGCUACAGUGGUGAGGCCAAAGCUCGUGUCAUGGCUUAUUUUGGAGAAGGAAACGGUCCGAUUCACAUCGAUAACGUCAAGUGCACAGGAGCCGAGCGCUCUUUGGCCGACUGCAUCAAGCAGCCAAUUGGGAGCCACGACUGUCGUCAUAGCGAAGACGCCGGAGUGAUUUGUGACUACGGGCAACAGGAUAACAACACCCGGGUCAAAGAUGUCGCAAGCUCUGUGUGUGGUCUGAGGCCCGCACACACUCGGAGGAAGAGGAUCAUUGGUGGUCAGAACUCGCUCCGGGGUGGGUGGCCGUGGCAGGUUGCAGUGCGAUUGCGUGGAUCUCAGUCAGAUGGGAGGUUGGUGUGUGGAGCCACUCUGAUCAGAAGCUGCUGGGUGCUAACAUCAGCACACUGUUUCAAGAGGUACGGGAACAGCACCAAUACGUACAAAGUGCGCGUGGGCGAUUAUCACACCCUCGUCCCCGAAGAACACGAGGACGAAUAUGGUGUGGACCGAAUCGUCAUACAUCCUCGCUAUCGUCCACAGAGCAGCGAUUACGACCUCGCUCUGCUGCGCCUGACGCAACGCGGAGGUCACAGGGGUCACGUUGUGGAGUGCGUGCUCCAGAGUCACGCUGUGCUUCCUGCUUGCUUGCCAGAGUGGAGGGAAAAAGCACCAAAGGACUUGACCAAGUGCUACAUUACAGGCUGGGGAGACACGGGUCGUGCGUACUCUAAAACCCUGCAGCAGGCCGCCAUCCAGGUCCUCGGUAAGCGGCAUUGCGAGCGUCACUACGGCAAUCAGCUGACCAGCCGAAUGUUGUGCGCCGGCUCGGCUUUCAGCGGCCGCCAUGUGGACAGUUGCCGUGGCGACAGUGGCGGCCCGUUGGUGUGCGAGAGGGGUUCUAGCUGGAUAGUGUACGGCGUCACGUCCUGGGGUCACGCAUGCAGGCUGCAAGAUUCUCCAGGUGUGUACACCAAAGUGUCCGCCUUCAUGCCCUGGAUCACCAAGGUCACUAAUGAGUAGGACACGAGAUCAUCAGCAACAACAAAAAGCACAAAAGUGUUCCAACCAGAGGGGAAUUAUGGAUUAGAACAAGAGGACGUCUUGUGUACAGUCUAUAAUUCUGAAAAUUUACAAGCUGUUAUAUUGAAAACUAUGUGAAAACUUUGCUGUCUUCUAUUGGUGUUAGUUGUAGCACUUGGUGUAGAGCAGGAUUUUGGUUAUAGGGACCACUAUGAAGAGACACAGGCGGUAAUUGAGCAUGAAAUAUAAUCAGUUCAUGUCAACUCAUGUCACACGUUGCAGUCCGAUAGAGGGCUUUUUCCCGAUCUCAUCAGAUUCACGCACUCUGCUGUCACUAAGUAACAGACAUCAUCUCUGUUAAUGCCUCCCCGGAUAGAUGACAUCACUCGGAGAUGUGCCAUGCGCUUAGAAAAGCACCAGCACAAUUUAGCAUCGUGCUUCAAGAGGGGAGAAAUGUUCCCUGAAUGAAAAAUACAGUAAUACAUUUAAAUCAACACCUUCCAGCCAAUCAGAUUCAAGAAUUGUAGAAUGGAGUGUGUAGCAUGGUAGGAAAACAAUUUUAACAACAAAACAUUAUAUAAAUAUUACAAUAAACCUUUAAAAAAAAAGUUAAAUGUAACGAAAAAAAAACACACACAGGAGUAAUCGGUCUGCCAAUCAGCUUUCAAUGACAUUUAAAAACACAGAUUUCUAAGACAGAUUUAGAAGAUCUGUCAUUUUUUGGGGAAAACAAUUAUACAGAUUUAGUGCACAAAUUACUUAGAACAAUGCAAGUUCCCGUUUUUUAUGGUUUACUAACAAAAUGUGAAGCCAAAAAAUUGGAUUUUGCUUAUCACAAUUUUGAAAAGUCCCCUGUCAGUUAAAUCAGGUCCAAAACAUGGGACAGUUCAUUCAGAUGCAGUAUCAGAUUGAAAACAUUCACUAUAUGGACAGAAAGUAUCGGGACACCUGACUUUUCCACUCAUAUGUGAUUGUCUCUGGAUGCAGUAGCAUAAAAUUCUACCUUUACUUGAUCUAGAAGACAAAAACCUGUUCCAGCCUGAAAAUGAUCAAAUGCACACACUCUAUGAAGAUAUGCUUUACAUGGCUUGGAGUGGAAGGCCUCCUGCUGUAGAGCUCUGACCUCAAAUCUAGUGAACAACUUUGG